Chenopodium quinoa (quinoa) is the source of this 1821-nucleotide messenger RNA. Its product is annotated as UDP-glycosyltransferase 79B2-like. The record is from RefSeq and is a predicted model, not a curated record. Gene Ontology annotation, molecular function: UDP-glycosyltransferase activity. Bases 281 to 1675 code for a protein of 464 amino acids. NCBI's taxonomy places the organism in Eukaryota, Viridiplantae, Streptophyta, Magnoliopsida, Caryophyllales, Amaranthaceae. The transcript has a single exon.
UUAAAGAUAUCAUGGUUAAAUUUGUGUAUCAGCUAACGUGUCCAAUCAAACUAUUACAAUUGAAAAAAAAAAUGAAGGGAGUAAUUGCUACUGCUUCCAAAUCAAUCACAUUUUUAGUGCAGAAUAUACUUCUAGUAGGUGAUAAAACGCUAGCAUGUAAUGAGUAUGGAGUAAUUUUUUUAAUCAAUGACAAAAAUUGUCGGUGUGAUGGAGUUACCCUUAAAAGCCAUGCCACAACACAAAAUAACCAUCCAAUUAAAAGAAAAUAAAAGAAAAUAAAAUGGGAGGAAAGCAAUUGAAGGUAUUGAUGUAUCCAUGGUUAGCCAUUGGUCAAAUAAUUCCAUAUCUUCACCUUGCUAACAAACUUGCUGAGAGAGGUCACAUUGUCACUCUCUUACUACAAAACAAGGCCAAACAAUUGUUACAAUCUAAAAACUAUCAUCCAUCCUUUAUAACCUUACAUACAAUCACCAUCCCUCAAGUUCAUCCACUCCCUCCCGGUACGGAAACCGCCUCGGAUAUUCCCUUCCACCUCCAAACCCACCUCGCCACCGCUUUAGAUCUCACUCGGGUUGAGUUUGAGUCUAUUCUUGUUAGACUUCAACCCGACCUUAUCUUUUACGACUUCACCUAUUGGGUCCCAGAGGCAGUGGUUGCCUCUGGGUCCCAGGCCAAGUGUGUGGCUUACUAUAUAGUUUCUACCGCGACCAUGGCCUUUAGGAUGGUCCCAUCUCGAGACCCACCAAAGGGCAGGGCCGUGGUAGAGGAGGAUGCUUGUGUUGCGUGUGCUCCACCAGGCUACCCUUCGUCCACAAUCAUCUUAGAGCCUAAAAGGAUGCUUGGCUUGUACAUGCCAUUCGGCGAGGGGGUGACCUUCUAUGAGCGGAUCACCACCUCGCUCAAGAGUAGCAACGUCAUUGCCAUCAAGACAUGCCGAGAGAUAGAAGGCAAGUAUUGUGACUACUUGUCUAAGCAGUAUGAUGAUAAGCCUAUCCUCCUCUCGGGUCUAGACCUUCCCGAACCUCAAGAGGGAGAGCUAGAAACACGUUGGGAAAAUUGGCUAAGCCAAUUCAAACCAGGAUCAGUGGUUAUUUGUGUCUUUGGAAGCCAAGUUGUACUCGACGUGGCCCAAUUUCAAGAGCUCCUACUCGUGUUUGAAAUGACAAAAUUACCCUUCUUAAUCGCAUUCAAUCCCCCCAUGGGUUGCACAACCGUGGAGGAGGCAUUCCCCGAGGGGUUUGUUGAUAGGAUCGGUGAUCGAGGGGUGGUGACGGGAGAGUGGGUACAACAGCAACAAAUACUAGCACACACAUCGGUCGGAUGCUUUGUGAGCCAUUGUGGAUCAGGGAGUAUAUGGGAGUCAAUGAUGAGUAAAAAUCAAAUAGUGUUGAUACCACAACUACAAGAUCAAGUAUUAUUCUCAAAAAUAUUUACGACGGAAUUGAAAGUGGCUGUUGAAGUAGACCGAGGAGAGGAUGGAUAUUGGGUGUCAAGGGAGAGUUUGAGUAAAGCUAUUAAAUCUGUAAUGGAUGAUAGUAGUGAGAUUUGUGGUUUGGUUAAGAAAAACCAUGAAAUUUGGAGGCAAAAAUUAGCUCAACCUGGAUUAAUGAGUGGUUACUUCGACAAAUUUGUUAAGGAUUUGCAAGCACUCGUUAGUAAUAAUAAUGUAAUUUGAAUGUUGGUGGAUGUUCCUCUCAAAGUUGUCUCCUUUAAAUUGUUGUCAUAGGGUUAGUGUCGAUCUUCAAGUUGGAUUCGGUUGCUUUAUUUGUUUUUGAUGUUUACUACUUACUCCAUUAUUUUAGCUUAUUAAUUACACUUUUA